AUGGCUACUUCUCAGGCUGAAGUAAACUUGACUGACCUGCCACAGGAACUUAAGGAGCACAUAUUUUGCCAUCUGACAGCUACAGAUCUUUGUCACUUGGCAUCAUGUAGUCGAAUCUUGAAAGAAUCGACCAAUCAAGAUGCCCCGUGGCGCUUUCUUUGCCGAAAGAAAGGAUGGGAGCGCUAUGGCACAACCUGUGAUCUUUGCAAAGAACCUCCGUUUAAACCUACCUCACUAAGUCAAGAGACUGGCGAAGGCGGCGUUCCCACAUUCCCGGUCGAUGCUGUUGUGACCGGUUCAGACUGGCCUGGACUGGUGGAUACAUGUAAAUGGAAGGAAGUUUACAUGAAAGCGAGGCACCUGGAAGAAAACUGGAAGAACAAGCGCUUCUACACCGCGUCAUUGGAAUUAUAUCCAUUCAGAGAUGGACAAAGAAGUGAUUUUAACCCCCGAGUGUGCAACGUAACAUAUGAAAAACACUGUGUAGCUGCCGGUAAAUCAAAUAGUACUUUAGAGAUCUGGCAUAUGUCCAGCGGAAAAGGUCAACUCAUCCAAGUAGACAUCAGUGAAUCUCCAGACGCACUGAAGAUGAAGGAUGGCAUCAUAGCUGCAGGAUGCAAGGACGGUAAGAUUCGUACUUACUCCGCCCAGACUGGAGAGCAGCUGCAAGUCAUGUCGGGGCACAGUCUGGCCGUGUAUCAUCUCUUCUUCGAUGGAGAGACGAUCGUUAGUGUUGCUCGAGCUGGGAAGUUUAACCGUUUCAAACGUUUUAAUAAUGAAGAGUAUGAACGGAGUGGCAUACGGGUCUGGAGUGCUGCAAACGGCACCUCUCGCUGUAUCCUACAGAGUGGCAACGAAGCGACAAGCUUGGUUCACCUGGACUACAAGAACAAGAUCGUAGCUGGUGCGUACAGCAACAACAACAUUCGCAUAUGGGAUGUAAGCAGUGGUUCUUGCAUGCAGGAAAUCGAUCGUGGUAUGAACAAGCUGACUUUCUGCCAUCUUGGGGAUGGUAUUGUCAUCGGUGCUUCCGAGAAGCUUAUCGUGAAAAUAUGGGAACUCAAAUCUUCGGUGUGCAUCAAGACAUUAGAUGUUCUUAAAUGGCUCCCGCCUAAUUCAAACGUUUCUCGUGAAGAAGUUUACUUCAGGUUUGGCGGUGACGAGUUGCUUGCUGUAGCGACAUUGUACAAUGGGUUUUUCAUUAUGACCGUGAGUGGGGAACGACUCUUUACAUGUCCUUCUAGCAAGGGCGCACCUGUCAUUUGGAAGGGUAAUAAGCUGCUGGCAUGGAGCAUGAAGACAAAGAGGUACCAACUGCAGAUCAUUGACCCCACGGAACGCGAGGAUAGUGAGGCACACGACAGUGCCAGGACAUUGCAAGACCUUGAUGAAACGCUGUUGGCUUGUGCUAGGAUGAGCAAUACCGAAUUGCUCCUUUUUGUACAGCAGGAAUCUCCGCAUGUUUUCGUUCGCUACUACUGGUGA
Molecule: messenger RNA, 1485 nt
Organism: Patiria miniata (bat star)
Lineage: Eukaryota; Metazoa; Echinodermata; Asteroidea; Valvatida; Asterinidae
Product: probable E3 ubiquitin ligase complex SCF subunit sconB
Exons: 1
Coding region: 1-1485 (494 amino acids)
Molecular function (GO): protein binding
Source: RefSeq, a predicted model, not a curated record